This is a messenger RNA of Ascochyta rabiei, 483 nucleotides long. RefSeq names its product 60S ribosomal protein L24. The record is from RefSeq and is a predicted model, not a curated record. Gene Ontology annotation, molecular function: structural constituent of ribosome; mRNA binding. The coding region runs from base 1 to 483 and encodes 160 amino acids. Gene Ontology annotation, cellular component: cytosolic large ribosomal subunit. The transcript has 3 exons. Lineage: Eukaryota; Fungi; Ascomycota; Dothideomycetes; Pleosporales; Didymellaceae. Gene Ontology annotation, biological process: cytoplasmic translation.
AUGCGUACCUACGACGACUCCUUCAGCGGCCAGAAGAUCUACCCUGGCAAGGGCAAGCUCUACAUCCGUGGUGACAGCAAGAUCUUCCGCUUCCAGAACGGCAAGACCGAGUCUCUGUUCCUCCAGCGCAAGAACCCUCGCAAGAUCUCAUGGACCACCCUCUACAGGAGGCAGCACAAGAAGGGUAUCUCUGAGGAGGUCGCCAAGAAGCGCACCCGCCGCACCGUCAAGCAGCAGCGUGCCAUCGUCGGUGCCUCGCUCGAUGUGAUCAAGGAGCGCCGCUCCCAGCGCCCCGAGGCCCGCACCGCUGCCCGCGCCGCCGCCGUCAAGGAGGGCAAGGACAAGAAGGCCGCCUCCGAGUCGGCAAAGAAGGCCGAGAAGGCCAAGUCCGCCGCCGCCGGUGCCCGUGGCCAGGCCGCCAAGAUCCAGUCGAAGCAGGGCUCCAAGGGCGCCGCCCCCAAGGUCCAGGCCAGGACCCGUUAA